Podarcis raffonei (Aeolian wall lizard) is the source of this 1542-nucleotide messenger RNA. Its product is annotated as cytochrome P450 2J2-like. The record is from RefSeq and is a predicted model, not a curated record. The transcript is spliced from 5 exons. The coding region runs from base 496 to 1368 and encodes 290 amino acids. Gene Ontology annotation, biological process: xenobiotic metabolic process; arachidonate metabolic process. Lineage: Eukaryota; Metazoa; Chordata; Lepidosauria; Squamata; Lacertidae. Gene Ontology annotation, molecular function: oxidoreductase activity, acting on paired donors, with incorporation or reduction of molecular oxygen, reduced flavin or flavoprotein as one donor, and incorporation of one atom of oxygen; iron ion binding; heme binding. Gene Ontology annotation, cellular component: cytoplasm; intracellular membrane-bounded organelle.
ACAAGGAACGAGAAAAAACAUCCUUCUUCAAGGUUUAGUUUUUUGUGAUGAAAUAUCAGAAUUACUUGACUGGCAAACUGGAAAAUUUAAUAAAUACAACUAAAAAUUUUAAAAAUGGAGAAGUCUACAUUUUGAAUGAUGGCUGUCUUUCCAUUUGUGUAUUAGGCAAAUUUGUUUUUAAAUGUGAACUUACUUGAAUUCCCCACCCACCCACCUACCAUAAAAGGCCACUAACUUGUUCCAGGAGGGGUCCUCUGAUCGUGCCCAGUUUCAGAAUGAUGCCUGGGAGCUGGGAAAAUAUUGUGAGCCAUAGUUUACUUUUACAUUUCCAGCUAGGGAUAAUUCACAGAAUCCAAUCAUUGUGAGAUUCCAGAAAAGCGAUAGACACCUUCUUUCUUCUUAGUGAGAAACUAAUAUGGUAGCCCUGAAGAAGAAUGCAGAUCAUAUUUUUUAAAGUGCUAAUCCAAAGCACAAAUGACGUGACCAAGCUUCCUCAUGGUAAUGGCAGCAUUUCUGCUAUCUUUCCUUAAGCUUUAUGAAAUAUUUCCAUGGCUCAUGAAACAUCUCCCAGGGCCCCACAAGAAGGCCUUGUCCUGCUCAGAGAUGGUGCUUUCAUUUGCAAAGGAGGAGAUAGAGAAGCAUAAGGAGAAUCAGUCUCUGCAUGAUCCACAGGAUCUCAUUGAUUUCUAUCUACUUCAGAUGGAGAAAAGCAAGAAUGACCCAGAGUCCACCUAUGAUGAAGAAAACUUGGCCCAGUGCAUUUUUGACCUCUUUGCAGCAGGGACAGAGUCAACCAGCGGUUCUCUGAAAUGGGCACUUCUCCUCCUGGCAAGUCAUCCAGAUAUCCAAGAUAAAAUGCACAAGGAAAUAGAAGAUGUCAUAGGUUCUGCUCACUCAAUCUGCUAUCAAGAUAAGAAGAAACUGCCCUACACGAAUGCUGUGAUUCAUGAAAUGCAGCGCUUUAAAUAUGUCCUUUUUUAUGGGUUACCUAGGCAAUGUAAAAAGGAUUUCAAGCUGCGUGGUUUUCUCAUUCCCAAGGGGACUAUUAUUCUUCCCGAUCAACGCUCUGUUCUUCUUGAUCCCACACGAUGGGAGACACCUGCAGAGUUCAACCCAAAUCAUUUCUUGGACAAGGAUGGCCAAUUCGUGAACAGAGAAGAAUAUCUGCCAUUUGGUGCAGGGUCUCGCAUAUGUUUGGGAAUGCAGCUGGCAAAGAUCGAAAUCUUCAUCUUCCUCACCAGCCUGCUGAGGGCAUUCAGCUUCCAGCUACCAGAAGGAGUCAAAGAACUCAGUCAAGAGGCUACAAUAGGGGUUACAGCACAUCCCCAUCCUUAUAAACUCUGUGCUGUUCCCCGUUGCAACACAUAAGAAAAUAGGAAAAUAUUAGGGGCUGCACCCCUGCUUCCUGCACUCGGUGACCCCUUGGCCACUCCUGACACAUGAACCCCCUAGCAUUUCCCCUUCUCUUCCCAUCUCAUCCCAUGCAACUACUGAGGUCUCUUUUCACCUUCGCAGCUCCAUUUCUGAAGCCACUUCUCUCUU